CGGGAGCAGGAUAGUUUGGACAGAGAGACACGAGCUUCUGCAUGCGAGCGGUUUGCAGCACCCCUACACACACAAGCUGAUGCUUGCAGAAAAGUGACAUGCAAACAGGAAUGAAGUCGUAGAUGAGCUGCGGCUCCGACGCGCACAGAUCCUGCAGGUCCAGCGCGGAGGUCUGGUAAGAACUGAAACAAAACAUGAAAUCCAGGAGCCAGGACCAGAGUUUGUCUGACUCCAGAGAGCUGGACAGAUCUUACGACCCACUUACAGGUAAUCCAUCAUCCAAACCCAAUAAAAAGACCUUAAAGCAGCGGUUCCUCAAACUUCUCCCCUGCUGUCGCUCUAGCUCCAGCUCUUCAAUUACUCAAAGUAAUAUAUCUGAUGAUGAUCAUCUGUCGACGGUACGAUACCAACCGCAGAGGCUCGACCAUCUUGUACAUCAGACCAACUUCAGCAAGAAAGAGCUGCAGGUCCUCUACCGGGGAUUCAAAAAUGAGUGUCCCAGUGGUGUUGUGGAUGAAGAGACUUUUAAAAGCAUCUACUCCAAGUUCUUCCCUCAAGGAGAUUCAAGUAUGUAUGCACAUUUCCUGUUUGAAGCUUUUGACACCCACAACAACGGAUCGGUCAGCUUUGAGGACUUUGUCGUAAGUCUGUCCAUCAUUUUAAGAGGUUCCAUUACUGAUAAACUCAACUGGGCCUUUAAUCUGUACGAUCUCAACAAAGACGGCUGCAUCACCAGAGAGGAGAUGACAAACAUCAUGGACUCCAUUUAUGACAUGAUGGGAAAGUACACCAAUCCCUGCAUAAGGGAUAAUGCUCCCAAAGAGCAUGUUGACAACUUCUUCCAGAAAAUGGACAAGAACAAUGACGGAGUGGUCACCAUCGAGGAGUUCUUGGAUACAUGCCAAAAGGAUGAAAGCAUCAUGCAGUCCAUGCACAUGUUUGACAGUGUGAUCUGAAAUGGACAUAGACAUAACAUUUCCCCUGCUGCCUGGAGUUCUUCUACAGUCAUUCUGCCCCCGCCAGAGUGGAUGGGGCUACUGGGCCCUAUACAGAGUGGGGCAGAGGGGAAGGUCCUGAGGAUUGCUACCCCCAAACCACCUUUUUUGUGAAUUUCUUUUUUUUUUUUUUUUAAACGUGUACAGGAAGGCAUCAAAAAGUGGACUUUGCUGUUUUCAGAUCUUGUAGACUGAUUUGAACAAGCAUAUUUAAUGCGGCAAAAACAAAGCUUAAUAACAAUAAGGAUGGAUGAAGAGAUGGUUCAAAAACAGCAGAUACAGUAGGCGACAGACCUCUUCACUCAUACAAAUUACUUUUAACUUAUAUUUUCUCUAUUGCAUGAAUGAAUAUGCAGACACAUGGAACAAACUGAACAUUGUUUAAUUUGUUGUAAAGUAUUACUCACUGUCUAUACUCUAUACUCAUAGUUAGACUACAAUAAAAGGACGGCUCUAAUGAAGAGAUGAAGUUCGAAAUCAAGCAAUAAUCAAAGUAACUGUCCUCUGUGUUCUUAUGGCGCUCACCACUCACAUCUAUUGUAACAUAUUGUGUCUGCAUGAUGUGUCGGUUUUGACUGGCCAUUCAAACAUUGGAUUAAAGUGUCGAUAUUUUUUCUA
Etheostoma spectabile (orangethroat darter) is the source of this 1613-nucleotide messenger RNA. Its product is annotated as Kv channel-interacting protein 2. Gene Ontology annotation, cellular component: voltage-gated potassium channel complex. The record is from RefSeq and is a predicted model, not a curated record. NCBI's taxonomy places the organism in Eukaryota, Metazoa, Chordata, Actinopteri, Perciformes, Percidae. Gene Ontology annotation, molecular function: calcium ion binding; potassium channel regulator activity. Gene Ontology annotation, biological process: regulation of potassium ion transmembrane transport.